Cuscuta epithymum is the source of this 4790-nucleotide messenger RNA. Lineage: Eukaryota; Viridiplantae; Streptophyta; Magnoliopsida; Solanales; Convolvulaceae. The record is from the annotation of a GenBank genome assembly.
GGUGAAGAAGAUACUCUUGGCUUCCACUCUUUCAGUCUUCCACUAUAGGCGUGCUUCCUGUCUCAAAAUCUUAAAUCUAACUUAUCCACACUUUCCGGCUUUACACCUCUCGCCCUGUGGGGGUCUCUUUCACGUUUCCAACUUCUCUACAGCUAAAAUUCGCGUUUGAAUUGGUAUUCCAAUAAAAUAAAAUGGCAGGUUGGAAUUAUCCAGAAAUAGCCCUAGAAGAUUUUCUGAAAGCAAUACAAGGGUUUGUAGAUAUGUUGAUUCUUGCAUCUGGGUAUCAAUCGUCUGGUAGUCUUGCUCACUGGGAUUCGUCUAAUAUAAAGAAGGCUCUCCAAUGGGCUCUAUUAAUUGAGGACGUGAUUGGACACUUGAGCAGCCAUGAUGAAUAUAGAGAUUCUCUGGAGGAAUUUAAUAAAGCUUUAUGUGAGAUGAUUUCUAACCCACAUUUCCCCAAGGGUCUAGAACAUCUAUCAUCCAAGACUCUUAUGAAUGCAAGAAAUCUAAUGAUAGAACAUCUUAUUCAUUCCUUACCAUUGAGGGAUUCACACCUCAGAGCUCUUGUGGCAGCAACCGUUGAGAUGGAUUCUCAUAAACAUUUGGAAAAAUUGUUGCAAAAGGAAUCGAGAAAAGAUGCUUUCGACUCUAGCAGACAAUUAUUUGAAGAAUCAUCAAACACAGAAGCUAAUAGUGCUACCUGCAGCUUCUCUUUCAUAACUGCACGUGAACUCCAAAGGAGACUUUUGGGAGUGUCAUCAGUUUCUGCAACAGAGAAACUCUUAAAUAUUUUAUCCCAUAGUGUAUACUGUUUAAGUUUAAGUGAGCCUGGCAAGAACUUACCUGAUGGUGUUGCAAACAUAGGAGCUUUAAUGUAUAGCGAAAUGCUGGUGGAUCCUUUUACCUGGAGUCACAUGAGAUCACGAAACCUCUCGUAUUUUCUUGACAAGAGAACUAUUAGGAUGGUAUCAGGUGCCAGUCUUCUAUUUUCAGCUCCCGAGGACCAAUGUGCUAGCGUGUUUGGGAGGUUAUCCAUUUUAACCGAUGAUGAUGCUACUUUCUCUGAAGCAGUUGAGCUUUUGUUACUUGGAUGUGCUGCAAGAAAAUGGGAAGUUCUCAUUAAACAUUUUAUGUCGACCUCAUAUGAACCUGUUACUUUAUCAAAACUAUGCAAAGAGGUGCUUAACUUAAUGGCUGGACAUUGUAAAAACAUCUGCUGCAAAGAUAAUAUGAUGAGUUCAAAGGAUAAAAGUGUUGUGAGGUUUCUGGAGGGAUGGCUAAGCAGUAGGCUACAUAUCUGGUGGAAUUUGUCCCCUAUACUAGCAGCAUUUGCAAUUCCUUCCUGGUCUCUUCUGUUUAAAUCUUAUAUAAGGGAACUAGAGAGUCACUUGAGAGGAGACUCAUCAUUGACAAGGUUUUCCAAGGAUGGAAAGGAGCUUAAAGAAUGUGACAUAGUUGACAGGAUGUGGUGCCUCUAUAUAUAUCAUAUCCGUGGUUCCACUUAGGGAUGUGCCAAGUGAGGUUCACAUCAUUACAUGGGUGUUGCAAAGAGAGCACUCAGGUACAUAAAAGGCACUUUAGAGUUUAAAGUAUUUUACCAACCUUGCUCGGAUGCAAGGUUGAUAGCAUUUUCAGAUAGUGAUUGGGGAGGUUCGGUCGAUGACAUGAAAAGUGCUUCAGGGUAUGAUUUCUCUUUUGGCUGGGGAGUGUUUUCAUGGAAUUCUAAGAAACAAGAUGUAACUGCUCAGUCCACAGCUGAAGCCGGGUAUGUGGCAACCUCAACAGCAUCAAGCAACAUGGCUUAGGAAAACACUGGCAGAUUUAAGCUACAACCAAGAUGAAGCUACUAUAAUCCUAGUUGAUAACAAGUCAGCCAUUUCUAUCUCAAAAAAUGCAGUCUGUUUCAGAGACAAAGCACAUGAAAGUCAGUUUUUAUGCACUUCGGGACGCGCAACAACAUAAGUGAAACUUGCUCAAUGCCCCUCUAAGUUACGCGCUUGCAGACAUCUUAAUUAAAGCCUUGCUAAAAGGCAUUGUUUGGGGCUGCUCAAUUUCAUCACUUGUCCAAGGCUGAGAACGAUAUUAUGGUAACGAAUUAAAGUUGUGAGAGAGGUGCAGCAGCUACAACAGAUCUUUAUGUGUUCAAAAACUGUGAGUGAGAAGCAAAAGUAAUCAAAGAUGUUUAUUGAAAUCAAAGAUGUUUACAAGGAUCUGAAACUGAGAAGGAAAGAUAGAACCACAACAAGGAAGAUUAAGUAAUAGUAGUAGGCUAGUAGCAAUAACAAUGGAGUCGUAAUCAGCAAGCCAGCACCCCUGGCUUCUUUUUCACCCUGUUUUGUUACAGUGCGGGAUGGGAAGUCCUACAUUUCCACAUAGACCGGGAUUCCCAAUAAAGGCUGCAGCUUUCGCUUGGAGGAAUAUUCCCUUGUUAGGAAUUGGACCGGAUAGUUGGUUGUAUGAGAAAUCUAUCGUUUGCAAUCUGAUCAUACCCGAUAAAGCUGAAGGGAGUCCACCGGAGAGGGUGUUGUGUGAUAAACUCAGAUUCCGGAGGCGUGUUAGAUUUCCCACAUUGUUUGGAAUUUGGCCAGUCAAGUGAUUCUUGCUGAGAUUGAGAGUCCGCAGCGCGCGUAGAUUGCCGAGCUCAGACGGAAUCCCACCCGUUAACUCAUUUGCAUCCAAGGUGAGAGUGUGCAGGUUAGACAGCUGCCCUAAUUCGGAAGGGAUGCGACCCGAGACCCUGUUCCCUGAAAUUCCCAGCUUAGUGAGCUUCUUAUACUCUCCCCAAUUAGAAGGAAUUUGGCUGCUGAAUCGGUUCACUUUCAGGGAAAGGAUAUCAAGAACUGGGUGCACUCCAAGCACUUGUGAGAUGUCCCCUGAGAAUUUGUUUCCGUCUAGCCUUAGCGUGUCCAGUUUGGAACAUUUCUUCAAGCAAGCAGGCAACUUCCCUCUGAAGCGGUUCCAUCUUGUCGUCAGGUAUUGAAGAGCUAAACCUUGACACAGUUUAGGUGGCAGUCUUCCAGAAAAGUUGUUAAGCGAAAAGCUAACAUUUGACAACAUGGGACUGUGUGAGCCCAAGUCUCUAGGAACUUUGCCUGUGAAAGCAUUUCUAGCAAGAUAAAGGAUCUCCAAUUUACUAAGGGUUGAGAUGCUCUGGGGCAACUCUCCACUGAAUAGGUUUUCAGUAACAUCAAGAGAAGUGAUUGAUGUCAGGUUGCCAAUCUCUGCCGGAAGUGCCCCGUUGAGUUUGUUGGUGAAAAGGCUUAGGACAGAGAGGUUUUUGAGGUUUCCAAUUGUCUUAGGCAUAGGACCAGAAAGGUUAUUCCCGGACAGGUCUAAAUAGACUAAAUUUUGUAAAUUUCCUAUCUGGGGUGGAAUCAUGCCUGAAAACUGAUUCAUGUACAAGAAGAGGUAUUGGAGAUUUUUUAACAAACCGAUUUCGGAUGGAAUUCUCCCAUUGAAGGAAUUGUUCUGAAGCUGCAAAGAUGUUAGGGCGGUCCAGUUGGACAUGAAAUAUGGUGGAAUUUCACCUGAAAGAAAAUUAUCCGAAAUCCCCAAGUCAGACAACUUGGUCAGGGAUGACAAGGAUGAAGGCAAGACACCAGAGAGUGAAUUUGCAGCCAGAGCCAAGUAAGUAAGGUUAGUGCAAAGACCAAGCUCAGAAGGAAUGUUUGAAUCCAGGCGGUUCAUCCGAAUAUCCAAGACCUGAAGACCUUUGAGUUGGCCUAUUGUUGAUGGUAUCUUUCCUUGAAAUGAAUUGUUGAACAAAUUCAGAUUCUUAAGCUUUGAUAGUUUCCCAAUGUUUGGAGACAAAAACCCUGUUAAUUCAUUUUGGGAGAGAUCAAGAUGCUCAAUCCUCUCCAUAUUCGUAAACAAAGACUCCGGGAUUGUUCCAUUCAAAUGGUUCAAGGACAGAUCAAGAAAACUCAGGUUUCUGCAACCCAGUAUAAAUUCAGGGAACCCUGACCUUAAUUCAUUAUAAUAGAAACUAAGAUGUCCCAGAUCAGGAAAGCUAUUGAAUUUAGACCAGUCAGGAGCUUCCAAGAAAUUUUGUCCCAUGUCCAUGAACCAUACCUUCUGAAGAUUUCCAAUCUGAUAAGGAAUGACACCAACAAUGUUGUUGUUGAAAAGGGUGAGGUACUCAAGCUCCUUCAAGUUUCCAACUUCCGGCGGUAUGAUUCCAUAAAAGUUGUUUCUGCUCAAGUCCAGGGAAAUCAAGCUGGACGACAACUUUCCAAUGGCGGAAGGGAUUGGUCCCGUGAAGUUGUUCCCACUGAUGUUGAAAUGUUUGAGGGUUGUAAAAGAAACGAAGUUGAGCUGAUCAAGAGUCCCAGAGAGGUUUGAAUGAGGAAGGCUGAUCUCAGAAACUGUUCCUCCAACAUUGCAGACUAUGCCGAACCAUUCACAUUUGUGUGCCUGGUUGGAAAGUGACCAUGCAUUGAGUAAAGAAGAAGAUGAGAUCAAGAGGGUGUUCUUCCAUUUGAUCAGAGCCUGGGCUUCUGUGUUUGCUGAUGCUUUUGUCUCCGGUGUGAAGGAACAGAGCAACAGAAAGAAGCACAAGAGUGUAACCCUAUCCCCGCUAAAUAUUUCCAUUCUUUUUUUGUGUCUCUUGACCCCCAAAAUCAAGAUUACACCACACUAUGAUAGAUAAGAGAAAAGAGAUAUAUUAAGAUCCCAAUACCAAGAAGGUAUAUAUAAGUUUAUCAAAGUUGCCACUUUUGGUGAUAAAAGAACAUCAAUGGGAAAUUUGAGAUUAUUAAAUUUGAUUUUUGAUAGUGUGAAAAGGAAAAUAA